ACGUAUAAAACCAGAGGCACCACAACACCCCCCUCUCCACAAUCCUCAUAUCUCUCUCCCUCUUCUUCUUCUUCAUCUUGGGAUUCAAACAUCUCAUUCAAUGCCCUUUAAAUCUUCUUCCUCUCUCUCUUCCUUUUGAUACAUAAACAAAAAAAAUCGCAGCAUUUUUGUUGUUAGUUUGCUUGCUCUGGUUCUGCUUUUAAGUUUGUGAAAGAUGGGGGGCACAGAGAAGGCUAUCAGCCUCGAGGAGAUCAAGAACGAGACUGUUGAUCUGGAGCGGAUUCCAAUUGAUGAAGUCUUUGAACAGUUGAAAUGUUCCAAAGAAGGUUUAAGUGGAGAGGAAGGAGCCCAGAGGCUAGAGAUUUUUGGUCCCAACAAACUAGAAGAGAAGAAGGAAAGCAAAUUUCUCAAGUUCUUGGGGUUCAUGUGGAAUCCUCUGUCAUGGGUCAUGGAAGCUGCCGCCAUUAUGGCAAUUGCUCUGGCCAAUGGAGAUGGGAAGCCCCCAGAUUGGCAAGACUUUGUUGGUAUUGUCUGCUUGCUGGUCAUCAACUCCACUAUCAGUUUCAUUGAAGAAAACAAUGCUGGAAAUGCAGCUGCUGCUCUUAUGGCUGGUCUUGCUCCUAAGACUAAGGUGCUUAGAGAUGGAAAAUGGAGUGAGGAGGAUGCUGCCAUUCUGGUUCCCGGGGACAUCAUCAGCAUCAAAUUGGGAGAUAUCGUCCCAGCUGAUGCUCGUCUUCUUGAGGGUGAUCCUUUAAAGAUUGAUCAAUCUGCCCUCACUGGAGAAUCACUUCCAGUGACUAAAAAUCCAGGCGACGAAGUUUUCUCCGGUUCCACCUGCAAGCAGGGUGAAAUUGAAGCUGUUGUUAUUGCCACCGGUGUUCAUACUUUCUUCGGGAAGGCUGCACAUCUCGUGGACAGCACUAACCAAGUUGGACACUUCCAGAAGGUGCUCACUGCAAUUGGGAACUUCUGUAUCUGCUCCAUUGCUAUUGGAAUGUUGAUUGAGAUCGUAGUCAUGUACCCAAUUCAGCACCGCAAGUACAGGGAUGGAAUUGACAAUCUCUUGGUUCUCUUGAUUGGAGGCAUUCCCAUUGCCAUGCCCACUGUCUUGUCUGUGACAAUGGCUAUCGGGUCUCACCGGCUGUCUCAGCAGGGUGCCAUCACCAAGAGGAUGACUGCCAUUGAAGAAAUGGCUGGUAUGGAUGUGCUUUGCAGUGAUAAGACAGGAACACUAACUCUUAACAAGCUCAGUGUUGAUAAAAACCUUGUUGAGGUGUUUGCAAAGGGUGUGGACAAAGAACAUGUGGUUUUGCUUGCUGCAAGGUCCUCAAGAACAGAAAACCAGGAUGCCAUUGAUGCUGCUAUGGUUGGAAUGCUCGCCGAUCCAAAGGAGGCCCGAGCUGGUAUUAGAGAGGUGCACUUCUUACCAUUUAAUCCUGUGGACAAGAGAACUGCUUUGACUUACAUUGAUGGUGAUGGAAACUGGCACAGAGCAAGCAAAGGUGCCCCUGAGCAGAUUUUGACCCUCUGCAACUGUAAAGAGGAUUUCAAGAAGAAGGCUUUUGCCAUUAUUGAUAAAUAUGCUGAACGUGGCCUUCGGUCAUUGGCUGUUGCUAGACAGGAAGUACCUGAAAAAUCAAAAGAAAGUGCUGGCGGUCCAUGGCAGUUUGUUGGAUUGCUGCCUCUUUUCGAUCCUCCAAGACAUGACAGUGCAGAAACUAUCCGCCAGGCUCUUAAUCUUGGUGUUAAUGUUAAGAUGAUUACAGGUGAUCAACUUGCCAUUGCCAAGGAAACUGGUCGAAGACUUGGAAUGGGAACAAACAUGUACCCAUCUUCUUCCUUACUUGGCCAAGACAAGGAUGCCAGCAUAGCUGCCCUUCCUAUAGAAGAGUUAAUUGAGAAGGCUGACGGGUUUGCCGGAGUGUUUCCAGGUGACUACUUUGAUAAACGAGAAAGAGUUUCACGUAUUAAUUUUGAUGAGAAAAACAAUAUUUUGAUUUGGUUUUGUAACACAAUGUUGUUUGUUGUAGAGCACAAAUACGAAAUUGUGAAGAAGUUGCAAGAGAGAAAACACAUUUGUGGAAUGACUGGUGAUGGUGUGAACGAUGCCCCAGCAUUGAAGAAGGCAGAUAUUGGAAUUGCUGUUGCUGAUGCUACAGAUGCUGCCCGAGGUGCUUCCGACAUUGUUCUUACAGAACCCGGAUUGAGUGUCAUCAUUAGUGCAGUGUUGACCAGUAGAGCUAUUUUCCAGAGAAUGAAGAACUACACAAUCUAUGCAGUUUCCAUCACAAUCCGUAUUGUGUUUGGUUUCAUGUUCAUCGCACUCAUAUGGAAGUUCGACUUCUCACCUUUCAUGGUUUUGAUUAUUGCCAUAUUGAACGACGGCACAAUUAUGACAAUCUCAAAGGAUAGAGUAAAGCCAUCACCCUUGCCUGAUAGCUGGAAAUUGAAAGAGAUAUUUGCUACCGGAAUUGUGCUUGGAGGUUACUUGGCAUUGAUGACUGUUAUCUUCUUCUGGUUGAUAAAAGAAACCGACUUCUUCUCUGAAAAAUUUGGCGUACGAUCCAUAAGAGAGAGUCCUGAGGAACUAAUGGCUGCCUUAUACCUACAAGUGAGUAUUGUGAGUCAGGCUCUCAUUUUCGUGACUAGAUCCCGCAGCUGGUCCUUCCUUGAACGCCCUGGACUGCUACUACUCGGUGCUUUCAUGAUUGCGCAGCUGAUUGCAACUCUGAUAGCAGUGUAUGCCAACUGGGGUUUUGCAAGAAUACAUGGAGCUGGUUGGGGAUGGGCCGGUGUCAUCUGGAUUUACAGUAUUGUCUUUUAUUUCCCACUCGACGUGAUGAAGUUCACCAUCCGUUACAUCUUGAGUGGAAAAGCCUGGCUUAACUUGCUUGAGAACAGGACUGCCUUUACCACCAAGAAAGAUUAUGGAAAAGAGGAGAGAGAAGCUCAAUGGGCUCAUGCUCAAAGGACCCUGCAUGGACUCCAGGCACCAGAAGCUACUAAUAUCUUCAAUGACAAAAGCAGCUACAGAGAGCUGUCUGAGAUUGCUGAGCAGGCCAAGAGACGAGCUGAAGUUGCAAGACUUCGGGAGCUUCACACACUCAAGGGACAUGUGGAGUCAGUGGUGAAGCUAAAGGGCCUGGACAUCGAUACAAUCCAGCAGCAUUAUACAGUGUAAGAAUCCAGAAAUAUUACCUGGGAAAGGAAGGGUCGCAAGCAACGAUGUAUCAAAGUGAAGAGGACAGAUACAGGAAGAAAGAGAGACAAACUGAAAGCAGGACUAAUUAGUUAAACAUUUCUAGAUAUGAUGGAGAGCAUGUCUGUGCUAUAUAUCAAACUCUCCUACUCUUUUUACUUUUCCAUUCUAAUGUAUUUCAAGUGCCAGAAAGGGGUUGUGUUUGGUUUAUUUUUGCUCUGGUGUAGGGGCCAAACAGUGUCCCGCAGUUUUCUUGCCAUAAUCUGCUAUCUAUCUAUCUUUCUUUCUUUAUCAUUUGCAACAUAUAUCUUUGUAUCCACUCCUUGAGGCCUUCAAUAAUGUGGGAUCGAAAGUCUGAGACAGGGUUGGAACCAUGAUCACACAAUCUUCUAAUUUGAUCAUGGGUCGUUAGAACGCUGUCUCACGUUCUAUUCGAUUCCCGCAUUGGAGGAUUCGUACUCUUCUGCAACAUAAUGUUUCUAUCAGUUUUGAA
Messenger RNA from Prunus avium (sweet cherry), 3692 nucleotides. Its product is annotated as plasma membrane ATPase 4. Gene Ontology annotation, cellular component: membrane. Lineage: Eukaryota; Viridiplantae; Streptophyta; Magnoliopsida; Rosales; Rosaceae. The record is from RefSeq and is a predicted model, not a curated record. Gene Ontology annotation, biological process: proton export across plasma membrane. Gene Ontology annotation, molecular function: P-type proton-exporting transporter activity; ATP binding; ATP hydrolysis activity.